Molecule: messenger RNA, 1032 nt
Organism: Camponotus floridanus (Florida carpenter ant)
Lineage: Eukaryota; Metazoa; Arthropoda; Insecta; Hymenoptera; Formicidae
Gene: mRpL9
Product: 39S ribosomal protein L9, mitochondrial
Exons: 2
Coding region: 193-1011 (272 amino acids)
Biological process (GO): translation
Cellular component (GO): ribosome; mitochondrion
Molecular function (GO): structural constituent of ribosome
Source: RefSeq, a predicted model, not a curated record
UUAGACAAUAUAGUGUAAUACUAAUAUGUAAAACAAGUGUAAAAUAAUUAGUAUAACAAGUGUAAAAUAAUUAGUAUAUUUUUUUCUUGUCAAAGGAAAUUAUCUAAUUAAUCAUUUCAUCUAUUGUUAUACAUUAUUGAAAGAAAUUUCUUAUUAUUCAGAGUAUUCUGAACAGUGUAGAAGGCAAUAAAUAUGCUGAAGUUUCCGAAAUUAUUCGUGAAUCACGUAAAAGCGUUAGCAAUGCCUACUUUGCCGAGCAAAGCAGAUUAUUUAUUACAACAAACACGGAAUACUUUUAUUCUUAAAAGAAGAUAUCCAGCUCCUUUUCAUAAAAAAAAAGGCAGACCAAAUGCCUUGAAACCUAAACAUUUUAUUUAUGAUCUUGUAGAAGAUACGAAUGUAAGAAGGAAGGAGUUUCUUGAUUUGAUUCUCACGCAAUAUGUCGCAGGACUUGGUAAUGCAGGCACUAGGAUAUCAAUGCAUCCUAAUAAGGCAUAUCCAACACUUUUAUUGCCAAAAUUAGCAGAUUACGCUACUCCUGAAAAUAUUGAAAAAUAUGCAAAAUUAGCAAUGGAUCAACAGGACAAGACACCAUUUAGUUCUGCUUCUGUGGAAAGAACAAUGAAAUAUCUGUCAAACAAACAAAUAACGAUUACAAUGUCAAAGGAUAUACCAUGGACAUUGGAAAAAUGGCAUAUAAAAGCAAGUUUCCGCCAAGUCAAUAUUUAUGUGCCUGAAGAAACUAUAACAAUGCCUGAAAGACCAAUAUCUGGACCAAAUCUGGAUAUAGAUAAAAAGCAAUUUUAUAUAACUCUCACGAUUAAUAAUCGCGAGCAAGUGAAGGUGAGAUGUAUUUUGUAUCAUUUAUCAACUGAUAUAGCUGGACAAACAUAUGAUGAAGAUUUUUCGGAAUUACCAGUCGAGCCAAUAUUUCCCGAAGACAAACCAAUUUUAGAUUCUCUUUGCCAGUUUAAAAAAACAGAAAAUAAAACAGAAGACAAAACAAAGUAAUAUUUGUUGUAUAUUGUAAUA